Messenger RNA from Caenorhabditis remanei, 927 nucleotides. RefSeq lists its product as uncharacterized. The record is from RefSeq and is a predicted model, not a curated record. Gene Ontology annotation, molecular function: nucleic acid binding; zinc ion binding. Gene Ontology annotation, cellular component: nucleus. Gene Ontology annotation, biological process: DNA-templated transcription; transcription elongation by RNA polymerase II. The transcript has 4 exons. The coding region runs from base 1 to 927 and encodes 308 amino acids. Lineage: Eukaryota; Metazoa; Nematoda; Chromadorea; Rhabditida; Rhabditidae.
AUGGCAGGCCUCGAAAGUGCGCAGGCUCUAUGUAAGCGCGUCGAUGACAUUUGCAAGAACGGAAUGGGAUCGAAGGACGAGUGCAUCAAGCUACUGGACGAUUUGGCUAAAUUCCAGAUGACCGUGGAAAUAAUUCAGCAAACGAGCAUUGGAAUUAAAGUCAACAUGAUGCGGAAAAAAGUUCCAGACGAGUCCCUUGCUAAAAGAACCAAGAAUAUUAUAAAAGAGUGGAAGAACAUAGUUGAUUCAAAGAGCAAGUCACAGGACGACAGUGAUGCCCCAGCACCUAAAAAACAGAGAAAGGAAAGUGUUGAAGAGCCGAAGGUUGAAAAGAAGAAAAUUGAAGCUCCAUACAAAAGACAAGAAUCAAAUAAUCGUCCAGAAAUUGUUGCACAGUUCGCAAGUGCUUCAUUCCCACCAAAGCAUCUGGAGAAUGACGAGACUCGUCUAAAAUCGGCACAGCUUUUACUGUCUGCUCUUCGAUUCGGAGAGAUGCCCCAGGGAACUCUGGAUCCAGAAGAAUUGGCCGUUCAAAUAGAGGAAAAGUUGUAUUCGGUUCAUCGUGACACGAACAAAAACUACUCAGCAGCCGUUCGUAGUCGUAUUUUCAAUCUUCGUGACAAGAAGAAUCUUGCUCUUCGUGAGAAUGUCCUAACUGGUGUUGUUCGCGCAGAGAAAUUCGCGACAAUGACAAGUGAAGAAAUGGCAUCACCAGAAAUUCGCAACAUGCGUGAUAAGUUCACCAAGGAGGCAAUUUUGGAGCAUCAAAUGAGUGUCCAACAAGGAACACCAUCUGACAUGUUCAAAUGCGGAAAAUGUGGAAAGAAGAACUGCACCUACACUCAACUUCAAACACGCUCAUCUGACGAACCGAUGACUACAUUUGUCUUCUGUCUCGAGUGCGGAAACCGCUGGAAGUUCUGUUAA